Molecule: messenger RNA, 315 nt
Organism: Rotaria socialis
Lineage: Eukaryota; Metazoa; Rotifera; Eurotatoria; Philodinida; Philodinidae
Source: the annotation of a GenBank genome assembly
AUGGCCUUGAAAGAAGUUCAAAUUAUGCUUGAUCGAGUUCAAACUCUCGAACAUGUUACUGGUUAUAUUUGUAUGACAUCAAGUGGUAUGCCUAUUCGAACAAAUUUUGAUGAGGAAUAUACGAAAAAUUUAGUAACACAAUUACAACCGUUUCUUGAACGUAUCAAACGUACAAUAAAUCAUAUCGGCUUAAAAGAAGUUGUUGAAUUACGUUUAAAGACAAAGAAAUUAGAAUAUCUUUUACGAGCAGAUAAUAUAUGUACUUUCAUUGUUGUGCAACGACAUGCAGAAGAUAAAAAUGGAAUUGAUGAAUAA